Messenger RNA from Oncorhynchus gorbuscha (pink salmon), 2748 nucleotides. RefSeq names its product caveolae associated protein 4a (gene cavin4a). Gene Ontology annotation, cellular component: caveola; cytoplasm. The transcript is spliced from 2 exons. NCBI's taxonomy places the organism in Eukaryota, Metazoa, Chordata, Actinopteri, Salmoniformes, Salmonidae. Gene Ontology annotation, biological process: regulation of gene expression. The record is from RefSeq and is a predicted model, not a curated record. The coding region runs from base 235 to 1314 and encodes 359 amino acids.
UGUUUUGUAGGUCUUGAUCCUGCAGCCUAUUCUAAAAAGGUAGGAGAAGUCUGCUUCCUCUUUUGCACCAGACCUGAGUUGGGUCACUGUGGUAGGUAGUCACGUCUCUGGUCUCUUAGUCGGUGGUACCUCAAUGGUCUUGGAGCUAUCCAAAUAAACCCACGUCUAACCAGAUAUCCUCAAGUUCUUCACCCAACAUCCAAGUUUCCCUAUCGCCGUUCGAGGAACGCUUCCAUGGAUCAGUCAAAGUACCGCAUGGCCGGCGUGCAGGACAAGCUGGAGGUGCUGGGGGUGGAGGACGAUGCGGGCAAUCCCAUCAGCGCCCUGACCAUCCUGUCGCUGCUGGAGCGUGUGGCAGGCAUCAUCGACAACGUCCAGGCUGGCCAGCAGCGCAUGGAGGAGCAGCAGCUGGACCUGGAGACCAACAUCAAGACCAUCCAGGGUGAUGUCCUGAAGCUAGCCAAAGACCACACCACCACCAGUGGCACCGUGGAGAAGCUGCUCCAGAAGACGCGUAAGGUCAGCUCCAAUGUCAAGGAGGUGCGCACGCGGGUGGAGAAGCAGAACUUGCGAGUCAAGAAGGUGGAGACCACACAGGAGGAGCUGCUGACCAGAAACAAGUUCCGGGUCAUCAUUUAUCAGGGGGAACAUGAGAUCCCUUCGGUGGCCGUGACAAAGACCCCAAAAGGAGCUGUUGGUAUGGAGGGGUUGGUGAUCGAACCAGACACCUACGAUGUCCCAGGGGACAUCUCCUCAGAUGAGGAAUACAUGACAGUGGACGAGACUGAAGGAGGAUCCAGAACUGCCCGCUUGAAGGCGUCAGGCAUGAAGGGCAUUGAAAGCAUCAAGCAGGCCUUCUCCAAGGAGACCAUGACCAAGACCAAGGACAACUUGGGCACCAAGUUCCACAACAUGGGCGAGAAAAUGGUGCCCCCCGAAAGACGGGAGAAGAUGCACCAGGCCAGCGAGCGCAUCAAGCACUCUGGCGAGAGGCUGAAGGAGAACAUCGCCAAGAAGGCCCCCACCAAGGAGUCCUUCCGCAUCAAGCUGAAGAAGGAGAGGACCGUGGCCGAGGGCCAGGAGGGAGCUGAGGCUGACGGGGAGGUCGAUGAGGCGGUGACCCCAGUCAAGGGAAGAAAAAGCCCGGAAGUCAGUAAAACCCCAGUAGUAACCUACACGGAGGUUGUAACGGAGAGGGAAACCAAGAGGGAGGGUCCCGUGGAGGAGCCGGCCGCCAUCCGGAUAGGGGAGGUAGGGAAAUUCACUGUGGAGGCAGUGGAAGAGGGCAAGGAGGACGAAUACGACAGGAAGUAGAUCUCCAGCAUGUUGCCGCAACACAACGAGAAGUCACCAACAUAGGAAGUGAAGCCGGGUAGGAAGAAGCUUGCGGUGUCUUGCAAGAGAGAUGGUCUGUGACGAAUCAACAUCGACGACAGACAAUUUACAUUAUCAAUCCGUUUAAAAAUCAAAGAGAUACUUCUGUUGAAUAGACAGUAACAGCCAAAAGUUUGGACACAACUAUUCAUUCAAAGGUUUUUCUUUACCUUUACCAUUUUCUACAUUGUAGAAUAAUAGUGAAGACAUCGAAACGAUGAAAUAAAUAACAUAUAUGAAUCAUGUGAAAGUGGUUGAUAGAAUGCCCGGAGUGUGCAAAGCUGUCAUCAAGGAAAAGGGUGGCUACUUUGAAGAAUCUAAAAUAUAUAAUAUAUUUUGAUUUGUUUAACACUUUUUUGGUUACUACAUGAUUCAAUAUGUGUUAUUCCAUAGUUUUGAUGUCUUCACUAUUAUUCUACAAUGUAGAAAAUGGUAAAAAUAAAGAAAAACCCUUGAAUGAAUAGGUGUGUCCACACUUUUGACUGGUACUGUGUAUACUGACCAGUCGACAGAGGAGUGGAAAGAGUUCUGUGACUGACCUGAUAAUCUAUAAAGAUUGUGUUUCUGGGGUGUCAGAUGUUGGUAGGCUAGUGACCCACUGUCACGUGUCAUUGAAAUGGGCUGUUAUUAUUUUCAACUUGGGAAUGAUUUUUAACGAUAUGGGUUGUAAAAAUGUACGUGGACACAUUCACACAAGAACACAGAGAAAUGUGUCAAACGUAACAUUUUCAUGGAAAGACAUAUUGGGAUGAAUUCAGGUCAGGGGUUGUUUGGGGCAACAGUACAUAAGUAUUGGGCACAUUGGUAACUACUGUAUAUUAACUGCUAUGUUGCUUUUGGCGUUAAAGUUAAGUACAAAAACACAUUGUUCCCAGAUGUUUGGUUGCUAAUCGAUUUCUUUGACUAGUCAAGAAAAAACGCUCGCAAGUUAGAAAUGAAUUUCCACUAAGUGUUUGGAAGGGGAAAGAGUUUAACUGAAAGGAGAAAAGAGAGAUUGCAAAGUACCUUUGAGGUGAUUCUGAAGGUUGAGGAAGUUUGCGUAUGAUAUUGAUCUUAAAUCCGAAUGUAAAAUGUUGUACAUAGCAUAACCGUAAUAAUGAUAUUGGUCAACACAGAUCUCAGCUGGCCUCUGAAGAGUUUGAAAAAGUCAAACUAUACAGAUAUAAAACUACUGUAUAUAGAUAUGAAUGACAGAUUGAGUUCUGUGUGUUUCAAAAUCCAACAAGGAUUGACCAUUUGGUUACAAUGGGUUCUAUGGUUACAGACAACAUGCAGUAGGUAACAAUGGGUUCUAUGGUUACAGACAACAUGCAGUAGGUAACAAUGGGUUCUAUGGUUACAGACAACAUGCAGUAGGUAACAAUGGGUUCUAUG